CUGCUUGCUGGAUGUAAUAUCUCUUUGCAGUUCAUGCUGUAUUGUUCCCGGAACCAGCUUAUAAAGGACCCGAAAGAGUUACAUAUUUCAAUGGAGCUGAAUUAUAUGUUUGAAGAGAUACAGAAAAAUAAACGCGUUACGUGGUUAGUGCAGUUCUAUACAACUUGGUCACCGGAAUGUAAACACAUUGCACCGUUUCAUUUGGACAGAUUCGCCUUACCAAAUCUACGGUUCGCAAAACUGGACGUGGGUCGUUGGGCGAAAGAAGGUGAACGUUUCAGAAUCAAUACGCACCCUGCGAGUCGACAGUUACCGACGGUUAAUUUUGUUUACAUUUUGAUUUUGAAAAUUCGUAAGCGUAAUAAAAAGAUGUUUUUGGUUGCAUUCUUAUUGUUNACCGUUCGUGUUCACUCCGGUGAAUUUAUGCUCUCUCAUCUUUUAUUGCUGGUGUUAUUAUUCGUUCGAAUAAAAUCAUCCGAAAUGAAAUUUCAGGAGAAUUGUAUUCUCGAAUUUGACAUAAAUAAUCUGUAUAAUGAAUGCAAAACAAACUUGGGCAAACACAGCAGACAUCAGAUGCAGAAAGAGGGAGAGGAAGCAGCUAAGAAGAAUGCCUAG
Messenger RNA from Anisakis simplex (herring worm), 615 nucleotides. The record is from the annotation of a GenBank genome assembly. Lineage: Eukaryota; Metazoa; Nematoda; Chromadorea; Rhabditida; Anisakidae.